CUUAUUUAUCUAUGGAAACGUGAAUAUAUCAUAUUCUAGUAUUGUCUAGGGCCAAAAUUAAUUGAUGUUUGAUGUUUCAUGCAAAGUGUAAAUUAACAGACGCACAUAAUAUUAUUCUUUUAUUUGUGCCUAAUACCUAAACGUUAUAUUCAUUUGAAGAAUAUGGACUUAACUCAGGACAGUGAGGUGCCUAAGAGGAAUGUAAUCAAAACUUUGGCAGAUUUGCAACGAUUAAAACUUGAAAAAUUGAUGAAGAAUCCUGAAAAACCUGUAAUCAUACCAGAGCCUAUCAAAAGUAAAAAUAUCCCUUCAGUUCCUGACUUUGUACGCAAUGUUAUGGGUUCUAGUGCAGGUGCAGGAUCAGGAGAAUUUCAUGUAUAUCGUCACCUCAGGAGAAAAGAAUAUGCCAGACAAAAAUAUAUACAGGAAAAAGGACAAAAGGAAAAGUUAGAAGAAGAAUAUCAUAAUAAAAUAGAAAUGAAUAAAAAAGAAGCAGAAGAGAGAACAGCUAAAAAACGCGUGAAACGAUUGAAAAAAAAAGCAAAAAACAAGAUUAAGAAAGUGAAAAUUGACAGUAAAACCGAAAGUGAUAAAAAUGUACCGGACAGUGAUAAUUCAAAUGAUGAAAGUGAUACUUCAAAUGAAGAAACAAAAUAAGAAUAAACAUAAUAA
Ctenocephalides felis (cat flea) is the source of this 672-nucleotide messenger RNA. RefSeq names its product PRKR-interacting protein 1 homolog. The coding region runs from base 163 to 657 and encodes 164 amino acids. The record is from RefSeq and is a predicted model, not a curated record. Gene Ontology annotation, biological process: negative regulation of protein kinase activity. Gene Ontology annotation, molecular function: protein kinase binding; double-stranded RNA binding; protein kinase inhibitor activity. Lineage: Eukaryota; Metazoa; Arthropoda; Insecta; Siphonaptera; Pulicidae. The transcript has 3 exons. Gene Ontology annotation, cellular component: nucleolus.